Molecule: messenger RNA, 5934 nt
Organism: Drosophila eugracilis
Lineage: Eukaryota; Metazoa; Arthropoda; Insecta; Diptera; Drosophilidae
Gene: Slik
Product: serine/threonine-protein kinase 10
Exons: 14
Coding region: 407-5536 (1709 amino acids)
Biological process (GO): protein phosphorylation
Molecular function (GO): protein serine/threonine kinase activity; ATP binding
Source: RefSeq, a predicted model, not a curated record
GCACUGACAAACGGCCACACAGUGGUUGAGGAAAAAUCAUGAGAGGAAAAGCGCCGUGCAAACAGUUAGAAAGUGCGCAAUCGGACAGCGGAAGUGCGAAAAAGAACGGUCAAUGAGACUGCACCUGCAGUUGGCGAACUAAAAAGCAAUAGCUCGCGAGCUGCUAAUUAAAUUAUAAAACAUACAGAACACAGAAGCGUUAAAGACGGGCCCAACCAAGCCCACAAUCCCCGCUUGUUGGCCUAUUUUGCUGAAAAGAGAGAAGGAAACCGAUAGAACUGCUGAAUAGAAGCUUUCACCAAAUCUAGUUUUCCUGCUUGGACUCUCGCCCAGGAGCUCACUAUGUAGACUCAACCCACGACGUCAUCAUCAUCAACAGGGGAAAUCACAGAGCGAAAGAGCGAAAAUGUCUUUUAUCACCAACCUAAAGAAGGUCUUCCACCUCGGCGGGGGUGAGGCCAAGAAGAAGCGCUUAUACAACAAUAUUAAAAUGGACACGGAUCCAGCGGAAUUCUGGGAUAUGGUCGGAGAGCUGGGCGACGGCGCCUUUGGAAAGGUCUACAAGGCCCAGCACAAGGAGCAGAAUCGCUACGCGGCAGCCAAGAUGUGUCAGUUGGAAGACGAGGAGAACCUCAGCGACCACAUGGUCGAGAUAGACAUUCUCUCGGAGAUCAAGCACCCUAAUGUGGUGGAGCUAUAUGAGGCAUUCUCCAUCGAUGAUAAGCUGUGGAUGCUUAUCGAGUACUGCGACGGCGGAGCCUUGGAUAGCAUUAUGGUGGAGCUGGAAAAGCCAUUGACUGAGCCACAGAUUGCCUAUGUUUGCAAGCACAUGACCGAAGGUCUCACCUUCCUUCACCGAAACAAAGUCAUACAUCGCGAUUUGAAGGCAGGAAACGUUUUGCUUACAAUGGAAGGUGGCGUAAAAUUGGCGGACUUUGGAGUAUCGGCGAAGAACAAACACACCAUGCAGAAGCACGACACCUUUAUUGGUACUCCCUACUGGAUGGCCCCCGAGCUGGUGCUCUGUGAAACGUUCCGGGAUAACCCGUACGAUCACAAAGUGGACAUCUGGUCACUGGGCAUUACGCUCAUCGAGCUGGCCCAAAUGGAGCCGCCUAACAGUGAAAUGUCGCCCAUGAGAGUGCUGCUCAAGAUCCAAAAAAGCGAGCCACCAAAGCUCGAUCAACCUUCUAGGUGGAGCAAGGAGUUUAACGACUUCCUCAAAAAGUCCUUAGUCAAGGAUCCCCAAGUAAGGCCCACAACGGAUGUGCUGAUGCAGCAUGGCUUCAUCAACAGAAAUCUGGAUGCCAAGCCCAUUAAGGAUCUGCUGCUUGAGUACAAGGCUGAAGUCGUAGAGGAGGUGGUGGAUGAUGAGACCGAGGAACCCCGCAACUCGGCGCUCCAGCUCGACCUGGACGAUGACUCUGCUUCAUUGCAGAGCCAAGACAUUGACAAACUUCCAGGUACACCUACAUCCAUUUUGCGGGAUGCCAAAGAGCAGUCCCAACCAAGUAGCAGUUUACCAAUCGCAGCAGCGGCCACUGCAGCAGCAGCUACAACCACAACUAAAGCAACCACUCCGGACAGAACAAACCACACAAAGGAUGACAAUGCCGAAGCGGCAGCCCAGCAGCUGCCGCAUACCAAAGUGCCUGCUCCAGCGCCGCCGUCGACCCAACAAACGCCACCACCGCAAGUCCAGCAGCCUCCUACACCACCAGCCCCAACAACACCGGCCUUGCUGCAAAAGAAACCUGAAGAUGUGGCAGCUGUUACCGAAGCAGUUGAAAAAACUGAAUCCGACAAGAAGCACUUUGUCAAAAAGGAGAAAGGCAAAGCCCCGCCCCCGCCGUCACCAUUGGGCCUUGCAAAUGCUAAGCCGGCUUCCAUUGAUUCCCAGACCUCUCCCAAAAGUCUGGCCACACCCGAACCUGCCUCGCCUGUCACCACGGCCAUUGAGGUGGCCAUUGGCCAAGAGGCAAUGGAACCUAAACCGCAGCCUCCUUCGCCCACAGCUUCUUCCAUUGUGUCUGUGCAAUCGGUUGCCUCCUCCAGCUCAUCGAGCAGCGUUUCAAAUGCUGUCCUCAGUUCGAGCACUUCCCUCAUUACAAUCAACAGCGAUCCACCCACACCGCAGCAUCAUCAGCCGCUUCCACCGCAGCCCCAGCAUUUGGUUCUCCCGAAUAGCUUGGAGUCCGUGAGUCAAAUUACUGUGGUGACAAGCACCCAUCCGCCGGUGAUAAUCGAUAAUUCGAUGGUGCCGCCUCAAAACGAAGUGAUCAUUGUUUCUAACGAUCUAAACAAGAGCACUCAUCUGCAUGAGUCUUCCACGGACGACGACUUCCCUUCGCUGGACGACAGUUUGGGCGAUGCCAGCACUCCACCCCACAAGCAAUCCUCCAUGAUAUUGGCUGUUAAUGACCCAUCAGGAGUGAUCCCUGCUCCUCCUCCGCAGCCGCAAACUUCUUCCGCUGUUCAUGCCCGCAAGCUGGACGAAAGUGAGGUGUUGAUUGUGAGUCCUUCCUACGCGGAUGAUGACUCUGCUUACAACACGGCAUCUGGCAGUCAUAGUCACGAUCACAGCGAUCAUCUGAUGGACACCAGCCACGUGUCAGUGGUUACAGUGGGCGAUGAGGGGGUUAAGGUGAAAGACAGUAGCAAUGAGCUGGGCAAGCGACAGCCCAACGGAGUUGGCAUUGUGCCCGAAGACGUGAACAUCAUUGUGAACCGAUUCAAGCACGAGAAGCGAUCGCCAGACAGCUCGCUGAGCGAGAAUGGCUCGGUUCGCGGACGUCGGGGUAUUGAGGUGCUGGUUGGCGGCAGCGGAGGAUCCGACGUGGAUAGCAUUGGCACCAACACUAGUCAAGACAGCCGACACGAGACGGAUCACAAUAACAAGCAACCACAGCAGCCUUCAGCGGCCGUGCUUAUGCCUCCGCCUCCUCCGUCGGUGACGAAUCACCACAACCAUGAGACAAUCGAUGAGGAGGAGGAGGUGGUGAUUCGGCCCAAGGCGAGGGUUCCGCCCGUGGUCAAGUCUGUAAAUGCUCAAGGUCUCACCAAAGAGGAGAUUGAGCUGCGCAAUCUGCGCAAGAAGACACGCAAGCGCACACGCAAAUUCGAGAUCGAUGGCGUGCAAAUGACCACUACCACGAGUCGUGUGAUCUACGGCGACGAUGAAAAUGGACGAAUCUAUGAUGACCACGACUUCCGCAAGCAAGAGCUGCGUGAACUGAAGAUGCUUCAAAAGCAAGAAAAGAAACAGCAGACAGAACUGUACGUGAAGGAGCAACAGGCCAAGGAGCAGCAGGAUCGCCGUUUUGAGCAAGAGCGAUCCUCCCUGGAGAAGACCUACGAGGCAGACAUGGACAUGUUGGCGCGGCAGCACAAGCAAUUGGUAGAAAAGACAGAGCAAACUCAGGAGAAUGAACUGCGCUCCUCGUCCAAGCGCAUUCGAUCCGAGCAAGAGCAGGAGUUAAAGAUCUUCCGCGAGAAUCUCAAGCAGGAGAUUCGGUUGCUCAAGCAGGAGGUGGACCUGUUCCCCAAGGACAAGCGUAAGGAUGAGUUCAAGCAGCGCCGCUCUGCGAUGGAACUGGAUCACGAGGAAAAGGAGCGUGCUUUCCUGGACUCCUUAAAAGAAAGGCAUGAGCUUCUAUUAAGGCGACUUAGCGAGAAGCAUCGUGACCACCUUGCCACCAUUAACCGAAACUUCCUGCAGCAGAAGCAGAAUGCGAUGAGAACGCGAGAGGCACUUCUGUGGGAGUUAGAGGAGAAGCAGCUUCACGAACGCCACCAGCUGUCCAAGCGGCAUGUUAAGGAACUCUGUUUCAUGCAGCGCCACCAAAUGAUCAUUCGACACGAGAAGGAACUUGAUCAGGUGAAGCGCAUGCUGCAGCGCAAGGAGGAAGACAUGGUUAAAAAGCAGACGAUGGAAAAGAGAGCACUGCCAAAGCGAAUCCGAGCAGAGCGCAAAGCACGAGACCUUAUGUUCCGUGAAUCUCUACGUAUUUCCAUACACCUUGAUCCAGAAAUCGAACGCGAUCGCUUGAAGAAGUUCCAGGAGCAAGAGAAGAAGCGCUAUAUGCAGGAGGAGCGAAGAUUCGAGGUUAAGCAUCAAAAGCAAUUGGAAGAGCUACGCGCCACCCGCGAAAGCGCCAUAAAAGAGCUGGAGCAACUUCAGAACGAGAAGCGACGGGCUCUGGUAGAGCACGAACAGUCCAAGCUGUCGGAGAUCGAUGAGCGACUAAAGGGGGAGCUGCGCGAGUGGCGCGAACAGUUGGUGCCCCGCAAACAGCAACUGAACCAACUGAUCAAGCUGGCCAUUGACCAGCAUGAAAAACGCUUUGGCCUGGUGGCUAACCGGGAGGAGUUUGAGGACCUGGAGGUAGAACUGCCCGUGCGCCUGCGCAACAUCUACAACGAGCGAAAUUCGCGCAUGCUGCCUCGCAACACUUUCAUUGAUCCCCAGCAUGUGCCGCGCUCGCGCUCCUCUCUCCUGAUGAUGGGCGGCGGUGGCAGCCGGCUGUCGAACUUCCGUGGAUCCGCUCCAGAUCUUAGCCAAAGUGUCCCCAGUACUCCCAUCCUACACAAACAACAGCGAUCGCAGAUGAUCAGCGAUCUGGUGCUGGAGGAAGACGAGGAGCAGAUGCUGAGUGAACAGAUGAAGCGGGCAAGUGUCACCACGCUGCCGGCACAAAACCAAUUGCGACUGAUUACAAAACUCCCUGCUAAUGAGCUGGUUAAGGUGGUGACCACUACUCCACCUCUGAACAGCGCAGAGGACACGAAUGCUAAGCCAACCAUGAGCACUUUCAGGAGCAGUACUUCGCCCAAAACACCAGAUGAUUUUGGCUUGGUUACUAACCGCUUCAGCCGCUUGGAUGCCAAUGCAGCGGCAGAGGCCAGCAGCGUGGAGCUGCGCAUUCACGAGGGACCAGUGCUGACGGCUCACACGCAACGCCUACUGCACACCACCUCAUUUGCGAUUAAGCGUCCCUCGUUGGCCAGUCGGAGCAGCGGCCGAUCCUCACUGAGCAGUGCCCAGUCGAUGUACAACAUAAACGAGCUGUCCACGCGGUACACCACCGAUGCAGACCUUAUAUUUGACUCCGGACGCAAGGCAGCCGCACUGUUGGACGAGGUACAGCCCGAGCUGAGGUCCUCCGUUAAACCGGGACACAGUCGCCUUAAUGGAAGCGUGGCAUCGGCGGACUCGGUCCCGACUUCCGAAGAUUUCUAUUACGAUCUGUAUGCGGCCAAGUACAGAUUGCCAAGGCAACUACAGCAGCGGCUGCAACAAGAGGUUAGUCCUUUAAUCUAUCCCCAGUGUGCUUCCCAACUUUACGAUAUAGGCCAAGGCGGAUAUCGGAUAGUAACGGAAGGCACUCGCCUGGAGGAGACCUUCGCACAGCAGCUGGACGAAAUGGAGACCCUGUACGGCGGGGCCCUGAUUGUGUCCAUGCCCUCGGACACACUGCAGCGAGAUCACUUCACCGGCUCGACACGCAGCAGCCUGAGUUCGUAUUCCGAGGGCUGACGGCCAACAUAACGACAAAGUAAUGCCCGGGGACGGGAAGCCAGCCUGUCGAACCGGCAAACAAAGGAACUGCAGCGGCAGCAGCUAUGACAGCUAUGCAGAACGUAACAAAACAAUUGUCAGCCAUCCAUUAAGGCUUCCGCCAGAGAUUGAGCGCCCCUGCCUUUGCUUAUAUAUAGAGAGUAUAUAUUUUAGAUGGACAUGUAUGUAUGUAAGUCGUGCCAAGCAGCGCGUCGGGUCAAGCUUAAGUUUUUUGUGUCGUAAAAACGUAUUGCAUAAGUUUAAUUUUAUUGUCUUUCAGUGUAUGUUAGCCUAUUGUUCUAUUAUUAUUAAUGUUCAUGUACAUGUCUAUCGAUCUGUCGAAGAAUCCAAUGAGUUAAAAUACCAUAUGUACUAAU